Messenger RNA from Anopheles moucheti, 622 nucleotides. It is a transcript of the gene mRpS24, whose product is annotated as 28S ribosomal protein S24, mitochondrial. Bases 49 to 531 code for a protein of 160 amino acids. The transcript has 3 exons. Gene Ontology annotation, cellular component: mitochondrion. The record is from RefSeq and is a predicted model, not a curated record. NCBI's taxonomy places the organism in Eukaryota, Metazoa, Arthropoda, Insecta, Diptera, Culicidae. Gene Ontology annotation, biological process: translation.
UCACUUUCGUCGCACCAAAGGGGAAAAACACGCAUAAAACGUUGAGCAAUGUUGUCCAGCAUGAAUUCGGUUUCCAGAUUCGUAUUAACCAGACGAUGCGUACAUACAACAGCAUUCGCCGCGAAAUCACAGUCGGGCCGCUACAAGAUUUCGCCAAAAGGCGACCGUCCUCUUACGUAUGAAAUGGCAAAUCCACCACACCAAAUAGCGCAUCGGAAAGCAUGGAACUCCUGGAAUACAUCCAAUCUCGAGGGUGAGUUACGUCCUUCCCAAACCAUGCUGGAAGACGAUUUCAUUCGCCGGUUCAUGGCCGGUACUUGGCACGGUAUGGUACUGUCGGAAGUGAUCAUCAAACGGCAACAUAAUCACGUUCGCAUAGCAGCGAUCAUCAGCCGGUCGAUUCCGGCAAGAAAAAUGUACUUUCUAAUCGGAUACUGCGAGGAGCUGCUGGCAUACUGGUUACAAUGUCCAGUUACCCUCGAGCUGCAAACCACUGAGGAUAAAAAAGAUGUCAUCUUUAAGUACAUUUAGUUCACCGCUUGGUACGGGCGAACGUUUGCAAUAGGAGCUAGUUUGUAUAUAGAAGAAACAAAAAACAUAAAUAACCUUGCAAAAUGAACAA